AUGUCCAAAAGAAGGGUUGGUGCCGCGUCCAAGGCUAAUGGAAUGUCAAUUGGUCGUUCGAAGGAGGACAACAACUUACUGGAUGCAUUGAAACUCUACGAGGCCAAGAACUAUAAGAAGUCACUGAAGCUAGUAGAAACAACUUUGAAAAAAAACUCGCAACAUGUGGAUUCACUAGCCUUGAAGGCUUUGAACUUGUAUUGUACGGAUCAAAAAGCCGAGGCUGAGACGUAUGUGCAAAAAGCUUUGUCGAAAAGCAAUGUUGGAGGCCCAUCUCCCAUCGGCUGCCACAUUUUGGGUAUUUACAUGAGAAACGAAAAAAGAUACCCUGAAGCUGCCAACUUCUUCCAGACUUCGCUUGACACCGGAUCAACUAACAAACAGAUUUACCGAGACUUGGCCACUCUGUACUCUCAAGAGCAUGAUUACAAAAACCUGCUUAGGGCCCGGAAGGCAUACUGGGAAGAAUUUAUGGGGUACCGUGCUAACUGGACUUCGCUAGCUAUUGCACAUGAUCUUAAUGGCCAGCAGGACGAGGCUGCAAACGUUUUGACUAAGUUUGAAGAGCUUGCCAAGGGCAAGCUGGGCGAAACUGAAGCCUACGAGCACAAUGAGUGUCUCAUGUAUAAGAAUGAUUUGCUUUACAGAGCUGCCGGUGGCGAUUCAGAAAAACUCCAGCGGGUUCUCAAGCAUUUGGACGAGAUCGAGCUCGAGGUCUUUGACAAGUACGCGUGGCUCGAAAGACGUGCUGCGGUCUACUUAAAGAUGAAUGACAAACAAAAUGCCGCGAAGGUGUACAGAACCUUGAUUAAAAGAAAUCCAGACAACUUCCAAUACUACCGGUUUUUGGAGAUCGCACUUGGGAUUCAAAACGACGAAAAAUUAAAGACUUUGCUUUACAAAAACUUGCAAAAGUUUUAUCCAAGAGCGGAACCACCUAAGUUUAUUCCAUUGACUUACGUAAAAGGCGAAGCGGAAUAUGCUCAAAAGCUAUCCGCGUACCUUUUGCCACAAUUACAGCGGGGCGUCCCAGCAACCUUCGGCAACGUAAAACCCUUGUACAAAGGCGACCGCGAACGCACGCCCAGAUUGGCUGAAAAAAUCGUGCUUGAUUUUGUUGCCAGUCUAGACUCCAAUGGCUCUCCUCUCACUUACGUGUGGACAUGCUACUAUUUGUGCCAACACUACUUAUAUUCGAAAGACCUCACAAAAGCAAGAGAUUAUAUCGAUUCCGCCAUAGCCCAUACACCUACUUUGGUAGAACUCUACAUUCUCAAAGCUAGGGUUUUGAAGCAUGCUGGCUUGUUGUCCGACGCUGCCGAGACCGUUAAUGAAGGUAGAAAGCUUGACUUUCAAGAUAGGUUCAUCAACACGAAGACUGUCAAGUACUACUUGAGAGCCAACUUGAUUGAAAAAGCCGUCGAAGUUGUUUCUAUUUUCACGAAAAACGACGGAUCUGUUAAUGGUGUUAUGGACUUACACUUAAUGGAAGGCUCGUGGUAUGUUGCUGAAGAGGCUGAAUCAUAUUAUAGACUGUACCUAGAGAGCAAACAGAAGUUAGGUGUGCUGAAGGCUAGCGAGGAUCCUGCGGAGGAAGAGGCGCAGGAUGACCAUGCGACACAAAUUAGACUAUUGGCCUACCAGACCGAUAAAUUCGGUGGGUUGGCUUUGAAGAGAUGGAGCGCCAUUUCUAAAUUCUACAAACAAUUCAAGGACGAUCAACUCGACUUCCACUCUUACUGCAUGCGCAAGGGAGUACCAAGAGCAUAUCUUGAGAUGUAUCAGUGGGGGAAGUCAGUUUACACAUUGCCCAUCUAUGUUAGAGCCAUGAGGGGUGCUGCCAGACUUUACUUCUCUCUUCACGAUGAACUGCAGGCUUCGCAAGAGGACAACAAUUCUACUGAGGAAACACCCGCUGUAAAAAAAGGGAAUAAAAAGGCUAAGAAAGAAGCAGCUGCCUUUAAGAAACGCAGGGAGGACGACAAGAAAGCCGUCCUGGCAUACGAAAAGGAUGAUGACAUUUUGGGCGAGAAACUUAUCUCGACAACCACUCCCUUGCAAGAUUUCGCCGAAAAGUUUUAUCUUAACUAUGCUCGGGAAGCCACCGACUCCACUAGAGAUUACCUGCUAGAGUUUGAAUAUCAGCUAAGAUGUGGUAAGCUAUCACUUUGUCUAGGAGCGCUUGUCAAAUAUGCUGACACCCAGGGAGAAAGAAACAGUAUGGUCGGAGCAAUGCUUCUUUGCCUGUUGGACAGAAUCAAAUCAUCUCCUCAGAUUGAUGAAAUGACUAAGAAGAUCGCUUUGAAAGGCCUAGAGCGCCAUUUUACAUCGUUGCCGCUUGACCAACUGGAGAACAAGGAAUUUGACUGGAUAACUUUCUAUAGAGAAAACUACGAAGAGUUUUCACUGGGCGCCUUAUUGCUGAUCCGUCGCUCUUUGGUGCAAAUUAUAAGUCUGGAAACUGUCAAACAAUUGAUCUUAGAGAACCUGGGUUCGCAAGAGCCAGCAGUUCAAGACUCAGUGCUGAAAUAUGACCUUAACUGA
Messenger RNA from Lachancea nothofagi CBS 11611, 2544 nucleotides. The record is from the annotation of a GenBank genome assembly. NCBI's taxonomy places the organism in Eukaryota, Fungi, Ascomycota, Saccharomycetes, Saccharomycetales, Saccharomycetaceae.